CCAUACAAGCUCAGUCUCCCAUGUCGCAGAGAUCUUUGCGUUACGCCCCAAUGGCUACUGUGGUCUUCUUUAAAUGGUCCAUUCGGCCUUCACAAUCUUAACAAAGUUAUUGCCAAAUAUUUCAGUACUGAUCAGUUUCAUUUUCCUCAUUGUAGGUGCGGAAUGGCCACAUCAAAAGAAUCACUGAUAACGACAUCCAGUCCCUGGUGCUAGAGAUUGAAGGAACAAAUGUCAGCACCACAUAUAUCACGUGUCCUGCAGACCCAAAGAAGACGUUGGGGAUUAAGCUUCCCUUCCUCGUCAUGAUUAUCAAAAAUCUGAAGAAAUAUUUUACCUUUGAAGUACAGGUACUAGAUGACAAGAAUGUGCGUCGGCGGUUUCGGGCGAGUAACUACCAGAGCACCACCCGAGUCAAACCCUUCAUCUGUACCAUGCCCAUGAGGCUGGAUGAUGGCUGGAACCAGAUUCAGUUCAAUCUGUCAGACUUCACUAGGCGGGCAUAUGGCACAAAUUACAUCGAGACCCUAAGAGUGCAGAUCCAUGCAAACUGUCGCAUCCGACGGGUUUACUUCUCAGACAGACUCUACUCAGAAGAUGAACUGCCAGCAGAGUUCAAACUGUAUCUCCCAGUUCAGAACAAAGCAAAGCAAUAACUGGAAUGCAACUCAAGGGAUAGCCGCCGGACAUGGCUCUUAGUUUAAAAAGGAAACUAUCUGGAGGACAACGCAAAAAACAAAUAUUUCUAUUAGUUUACUGUGCUGUGGUUCUUUUAUCUAUUACUCGGUGUCCCCUGUUGUGGACACCAGUGACCAUGCCAUAAUGCCAUAAUUGCAUUGUAAGUGCAGUGGGAAUAAGCUGUCCUUUGGAACAUGAAUGCUGGAAUUUAUCCUGCUGCCUGCCUCAGUGUGUGGGGAGAUACACUUAACCACGAACUUAACAGAUUUAAAGAUGUCCCAUAUGGCAACCUCAGACCAAUAUUUCUUCCUACGGUUUGUGCAUUGUUUUAUAUAUUAUCUAAAUAUAUGUAUAUGCUGUGUAAUACUCAUAAUCCGGAAAUGAAUAAAAUACUAUAUUCUUGGUUUGUAAA
Molecule: messenger RNA, 1087 nt
Organism: Leptonychotes weddellii (Weddell seal)
Lineage: Eukaryota; Metazoa; Chordata; Mammalia; Carnivora; Phocidae
Source: RefSeq, a predicted model, not a curated record